AUGCCACGCACAGAGAAGAUAGCAAGAAAUCUCAAACGUUUGGCUGAUGAGGCUAAAGAUAAGCAAGCGCUACUUGAAAAUCACCCUGAAUAUUUUAGAUUGGACCAUCCAGACCAAGCUCAAAUCCACCAAGACUGCCAAUCUCUCCACAAGAAACUAUCUCUUUUCCAAGAGCAAGAUUUAAAAAACGCUCUUGAGCUGCUCUUAACUUUCUACUGCAAAAGUGGCUCAAUUCCUUACAUUUCUGGCCUCCACGAGAUCCUUGCACCCUUUUUUGUGCUCCGAUUCACGACGUUAAAAACUGUAUACGGUGCAUUUUCAGCUUUCAUUGACAAAAUGAUGCCAAGACUAUUUACCAAAGAUUCAUCUAUUAGUUACUCAUAUAAAAUUUUUCAACGAUUAUUACUUUAUCAUGACCCUUUGCUUUCUAACACCUUACAGUCCACCUUGCCUAAUAAUUCGUCAAUUAUCGAGAAAUGGUUUUAUACGUGUAUGUCAGCAUGCUUACUCCCCCCCUCCGUGAGUGAACAAAAAUCAUUAGAAAAAUCGCUAUUUUUUGCCCAAAAAACCCACCCUCUGUGAGUGAACAAAAAUGUUUUUAAGUGAAAAAAUUUUUAUGAAAACAAAAAUUUAUAUAUAAGUGAUAAUUAGUAUAUAAUGAAAUCUCGAGCUAAUUCUGUUUAAUUUUAAACAAAUUGCGUUUUAAGACAUAAAUUUUAUAAAUUAAAUUAAUAUUUGCUUCCCCAAUUUUUGCAAAUUAGGAUUUUUUUAAAAAAAUUUUUUUCCUAUAAAUUUUUUAAAAAAAAAAAUUAACCCCCUCCUGUGAGUGAACAAAAUUUUUUUGUUCACUCACGGCGGGAGGGGGGAGUUAGAUAUUACUCAGCUGCUUGAGUUCUGGGAAUGGUGUUUGAAUGAGAAUAACCCAAUGUUUCCGUAUUAUUUUGCUAUUGCUUUACUGAUGAAAAAUAGAGAUUUAUUAACGAAAAAACAUAAAAAGAAGAUCAACUUAGAAAUUCAUAUAGCAGAUAAUGAUGAAUUAACGGCGAUUAUUGAUGAUGCUCAAGCGCUGCAAUCCUCAACCCCAAAGUUUUUUAAUAGGCUUAUUAAGAAACUUACUAUCCAAAAAGAACUGCCAAGCUCUUUAGAUGCGUAUUCUCUAGAGAAUACCCAAAUUUUGCCAAUUUCCGCAAAAGAGGUAAGGAAGCCUAAGCCAGGAUUUUUCGUUAUAGAUGUUCGAAGGCAUAAAUAUUAUGAACAAGGCCAUUUCCCACAAAGCUAUAACCUCUCAGUAGAUCUCCAUAUAUCAACUGGUAAGAUUUCUAAUUAGCACAGAGGAACUAUGAAGUGUUCUUUCUGGAUUUUCCGCUUAUUACCACAACAAAAACAGCACUGCUUGCCAUUUUGCAUUUACAUCAGGUCCAUCCCAAAAAGAGUUUUUAUAUGCGAGUACUCUAA
This is a messenger RNA of Blepharisma stoltei, 1455 nucleotides long. The record is from the annotation of a GenBank genome assembly. NCBI's taxonomy places the organism in Eukaryota, Ciliophora, Heterotrichea, Heterotrichida, Blepharismidae.